AUGAAGGCGGCUCCGACGGACUCACCACCCAUCAUGUCGCCGGCGUUGGACGUGGUGGCGCGGAGCAUUGUCCAUCUCUCAAGCCUACCAGCAUGCGCUGUCGAUUGCCUCCCCGCGCCUCUCGUGAACGGUACGAGCACGGUGACGGCGUCCAAGGUCUGCUCGCAGAUUGAUCGAUCCAUUUUGGACCAGUGCCUCUACGAAGCAUGCGCCGUUCCGCAAGCCAUCUCGGCGAGAAACGUGACGGAGAGGGCUUGCCAGACGGCGGCGGGAAGCAAGGUCGCCGAGUUCAUCGGCAUCAACGUCGCCUUUGGUCUCGCGACGACCUUUGUCGUCGGCGUCCGGCUCGGAUACCGACUCUUCUUCGGCGCCCGCCGAGGGCACUUUGGCGUUGACGACUACCUCAUCCUCUUGGCGUCCCCGAUCGCCCUCGCCGAGCUCGGCUGCCUCUUUGGCGGCCUCAGCAGGCACGGACUCGGCCGGGACGUGUGGGCCCUCGACGCGAGCUCCGUCGUCGCCUUUGGCCUGUACUUUUACGUCGUCGAGCUCAUGUACCUCGUGCUCCUGACGCUCAUCAAGUUGACGCUGUCCGUCUUCUACCUCCAGAUCUUCCCGGGCGAGAGGGUGCGGUACCUGCUCUGGGGGACCAUUGUCUUCCACGGCGCCCUCGGCCUCGCCUUUCUCGUCAAGGCCGUCUUCCAGUGCCGGCCGAUCAGCUGGAACUGGGACAAGUACGACACCGUCGGGGCGGGCGGGCCGCCGCGGGGCAGCUGCGUCAACAUACACGCCUCGGGUUGGGCCAACGCCGUCAUCAACGUGGCGAGCGACUUUUGGCUCAUCGCGCUCCCGCUGAGCCAGGUGAGCAAGCUCUCGCUGCACUGGAAGAAGAAGAUUGGCGCCGCCUUUAUGUUUGGCACGGGAUUGCUAGUCACCAUCGUGUCCAUGCUCCGGCUCAACUCGCUCGCGUCGUACGCCAACACGACGAACCCGACGUGGGACCAGUACGGGGUCGUCGUGUGGUCGGCCGUCGAAGUCAACGUCGGCAUGAUCUGCACCUGCCUGCCGACGCUGCGGCUCGUGCUGCUUCGCAUCUUCCCGCGGAUCAUGGGCAACGAUACGCGUCUGCAAAAGUACACGGUCCGCUACGGCUCGUCGAGACGCUCCGACGGCCCAGCCCGGCACCCGGCCGAGGUGGCCCUCGAGGCCGGCAGCGAUGCUGAUGCUGAUCUUGACGCCGGCUUCACAAACAAGAUGGCCUUUUCGACGACGACGCCGACCGACGACGUAGGCAGCGGGGACAUUGCCGACGAAAGACCAAGGACGAGUGCGGAUGCGAGGACGAAUGCGAGGACGACUGUUGGAGAGGAAGCGGUGUGGGUGGAAAGGAGGCAAAAGGCUGGCAGCUCGACCGAUAUGGCCACAAUGGUCGGGCAGGCGGACACGCGGACGUGGGGGAGGCGUUUCCCAGCGGCUGCCCAGGCACUGGAACCGCUGGCCCGGCGCUGGACGGCGCUGUGGAUACGCCAAAGGGCUGUCAGGUCAAGGGACCAGGGAUAG
Molecule: messenger RNA, 1557 nt
Organism: Drechmeria coniospora
Lineage: Eukaryota; Fungi; Ascomycota; Sordariomycetes; Hypocreales; Ophiocordycipitaceae
Exons: 5
Coding region: 1-1557 (518 amino acids)
Source: RefSeq, a predicted model, not a curated record